Messenger RNA from Necator americanus (New World hookworm), 615 nucleotides. RefSeq lists its product as uncharacterized. NCBI's taxonomy places the organism in Eukaryota, Metazoa, Nematoda, Chromadorea, Rhabditida, Ancylostomatidae. The record is from RefSeq and is a predicted model, not a curated record. The transcript is spliced from 6 exons. The coding region runs from base 1 to 615 and encodes 204 amino acids.
AUGUUGAUAACAUCGAAAAAGUUAUUUUCUGUAAUAAAAAGUGUGGGACUCUACAUCGGUGCUAUUGCUCGGAUCCUUCGCACUCAUGUAGUCUCAACGUUUCGAAGACUAAAUGUGACCAGAGAAGAGUAUUUGCUUCUGAAGUUGGCCAUUUUCUUCCAGCCAUCAUGCAUUCGUUUUGAACCCCUUGACAGUGUGAUAAUAGAAACUGCUUUGAGAAAAUAUCAGUCGGCUCUAGUAAAUCUUGUGAAACACAAUAACCCGGAACUUGACCAUGGAGCCGUAAUAGACAGGAUUGUGACACUCUUCGGAAUCCUCCCUUAUCUAGAGAUCGAAAACGGCAAACUUGAAUUGGACUUAAAAGAGCGAAGUAUAUCUAGUAGGUCUCAACAGCAAGACGAAGAUAACACAGGCCUUCUAAACAGACUGGAAAUCCCGUCAUGUGUCAGGUCGGUGACCAACGACAAGUAUCUUAUAGCGACCAAUGCUGGAUUCCGAGGUAUGCGUUAUGCUGCGUCUCCGAUGAAGAGGAUUGGCGCAACAUGUUAUUAUGGGUGUCGGAUUCCGCCAACGUGUGUCUAUUCAUGUUGGAGUACGGACAAGGAAGAAGCUUAG